ACAUCUGAAGACUCUCGACCAUACUCUGAACAUUUCACGGAGCAUAUGCUUGAUGUGCUAAAUAGUCGAUUUUGGAAUAAAUCGCAUGAAGACGAUGAUGUUGGUACGAGGGUUCAAACCCAAAUAGUAGCCCUGAUAAAGGCCACUGUUGAGCGAUGCAUUAUAUUAAAGAAACUCAAAGUUCCUGAACGUCGAAAGGGAACAAGAACGGAAAUAACAGAACACCUUGUUGCCGCAUGUAUAUGUCGAACAUCUCGAAGAGAUGAAGAAAUAAGUGUCUGUGCUGUGCGAGAUCUCCUAUUGCCGAAUGUCGGAGAAUCAUCUGAGGCAUUUACUGUCAAGGAACCGCUACCAGACAUAGACGAUGAUUUGAUAGACGUAGCCGAAAUUGGAGAGAGAGACUUGCUAGCGCUACGAUCGGUCAGGUUCCUAUUUAUCAGUUUGAUUGCAGAACACCUUGUUGCCGCAUGUAUAUGUCGAACAUCUCGAAGAGAUGAAGAAAUAAGUGUCUGUGCUGUGCGAGAUCUCCUAUUGCCGAUUGUCGGAGAAUCAUCUGAGGCAUUUACUGUCAAAGAACCGCUACCAGACAUAGACGAUGAUUUGAUAGACGUAGCCGAAAUUGGAGAGAGAGACUUGUUAGCGCUACGAUCGACAGCUGAUCUGGAGCGUUCUCGACGCUAUGCUGACACCACACCAAAAACACAUUUCCUUGAUAAACCAUCUUCAAUACCUUUGAUCUUGUUCGACUUGAAGUCUCUGUUGAUACGAUUGAGUGCUUUUGUUGUAGACAACCAACACCUGAGUGGAGAAGACAAAAAAAGUAUGAUUUUUUUUGUUAUUUGA
This is a messenger RNA of Strongylus vulgaris, 843 nucleotides long. NCBI's taxonomy places the organism in Eukaryota, Metazoa, Nematoda, Chromadorea, Rhabditida, Strongylidae. The record is from the annotation of a GenBank genome assembly.